Closterium sp. Yama58-4 is the source of this 762-nucleotide messenger RNA. Lineage: Eukaryota; Viridiplantae; Streptophyta; Zygnematophyceae; Desmidiales; Closteriaceae. The record is from the annotation of a GenBank genome assembly.
AUGGCCGUGCAACUGAAGCAAUGGAUGAAGUUAAAGCCGCCGAUGGUUCUGGCGGGUUGUGCUGUCGCGGAGCUCGUCGGGACGAUGUUCUUCGUGUUCCUCGGCGCCCUCUCGGUCUCCGUUACCGUUCAGUUCACCUCGUAUGAGCCUUUGACUCGCGUUAUCGUCAUCGCUUUGGGUUAUGGCCUCGGCUUGACUCUCGCUGUGUCAGCAACCGCCGGCGUCUCUGGCGGCCACAUCAACCCGGCCGUCACAAUCUCCCUGCUAGCCGUCGGCCUCACCGACGUGUUAUCUGCCGCCGUCUACAUCGUGGCGCAGGUUCUUGGAGGCGUUUUUGGCGCGGGACUUGCCAAGGCUAUCGUGCCUUCGGAUGUUAAUGGAAUUCUCGGGCAACCGAGGCUGGGCGUGGGGAUUUCAGUCGGGCAGGGUUUUCUUACGGAGCUGCUCCUCACCGCGGUUCUCGUCUACACCAUUUUCGCCUGCGCCGUCGAUCCCAGGGGCCCUGCGGCGCUCGCACCUCUUCUGAUUGGUCUUUCCGUUCUUGUCGACAAUGCCGUGGGUGUGCCUCUGACGGGCGCGUCGAUGAACCCUGCGCGUGCGUUUGGCCCGGCCGUGUGGUCAGGCGCGUGGGCGGACCAGUGGCUUUAUUGGUUUGGCCCGAUAGUCGGCGCGCUUCUUGUGGCGAUUCCGUACACGGCUAUUUAUUUGAUGCCCCUCGCCAAGAAGGGCGAGGACGAGGGAGAAUCCAAGGACGAUGUUUAG